AUGAGCUCGGGCGUCCCCAGGUUCGCAAGCUUCCGCCCACAGGCGAAGCCGCCCGAACAACCGCCCCCGGAAGAACCUCGGCGUGACGAGAAGAGGCGCAAGCCAUGGACGGAGAGGAGGCGCGGUGAAGGAAAAUCGCCGCCAAGAGGACAUGGAGAGCACCACCGAGACGAUUCCUCCAAGAAGCCCUACUUUAGCGACCGCCGAGGGGAUCUGGACAUUGGCAGAUACCAAACACUGAACCGCUAUGACGUCCCCGCCUACAGACGCACCGGCCAUGGCAAUGUCUUGGGCCUGCCGGACCAGAAGAUCGACCGCGAGUCCUCGACGGACAAGAGCAUCUGGCUGACGCCGCUCGUGCGCCCGCGGCAAAAGCGCAUGCUGACAGACAAGCACGCUGCAAGAGAGGGCAGGCGUACGCUGCGCCUGAUCAAGACGGCCGAAAGCCACCAGACCGAUGCUGCACGUGACUUCAUCGCCCUCUCUAGUACUAGAAAUAAAAGUAGAAAACAAAGUCCUGGACAUGACAGCGACGAGGGCGCCAAUGCUGCGCCCGACGUAGACUACCGUGGGAUCGAUGAGAAGCGCGACGCUGACAAAGUCGAGCCUGGCAAAGUCGAGCCUGGCAAAGUCGACGACCCAGACACGUAUUACGAGUCCGAUACCGAGGCCGCGAAUGCACACUCCCAAGUCACGCAGAGGAACUCCAGGCUGAUCCGCGAGACGCGCGCCGACCCAUCGAAUCUUCAAGCUUGGCUGGACCUGAUUGAACACCAGGAAGCCAUGAUGAAGCUGGACCGAGCCAUCUCCGAGCUCUCAGCCGCUGAUCAGCGCAACCUAGCUGAUGUGCGCAUCUCGACAUACGAAGAAGCCCUGCGUAGGAUCGGUAACGACGGACCGAGCCAGAUUGAGCUCCAGGUCGGUCUGCUGCGCGAAGCCCGCCGGCACUGGGAUGCUGCAAAGGUGGCAGCCAGGUGGCGGGAGGUGCUUGGCAAGCACCCCCGUAGCGUCGAGCUGUGGUUUGCUCAUCUCGACUUUGUGCAGUCGACUUUUUCGAGGUUCAAGUACGACGAUUGCCGUGCAGCGUUCCUGCAAGCCCUGCACGCACUGCAGUCGACAGAUUCUGCCGAUGCUGCGCCCACGCCAUCCAGACUGCAUCUUCCGCUGCAUCUCUUUGUGCGCCUGACGGCCCUGAUCCAGGAAGCUGGCUACCAGGAACUCGCCUUGGCAGCGUGGCAGGCUGUGCUGGAGUACAAUCUCCUGGCUCCGCAGCAUCCUACCGCAGACAAGACACAACGAUUUGAAGAAUUCUGGGAAAGCGAAGCACCGCGCAUUGGCGAGUCAGGCAGCAAAGGCUGGAGGCAUACUUUGAUCGACGAUGCAGUACCGCCGCCGUGCUCGAUCAUCUUGGAAGGGGCUGGAGGUCCAGUCACUACCACCGAAGACUUUCGAAGACGCGAAAAGGAAUACAUGACGAAGCUACGCUACCCCGGCCGCUCGACGGAUCAUGUGGCUGAAGACGACCCGUUUCACACCAUCUUCUUCUCCGAUCUGAGAGACGUCGUUGCGAACGUUCCCAGUGCUCCAGCUGACAUGCAAAUCGAUGCCUUCCUCUGCUUCUGUGGACUCCCGCCACUAGCUGCGCUCGACACAACGAGACCCUGGUGGGAAGACCCCUAUCUACAGAGCAGCAGGAUCGAUACCAAAUGCUCCGCCGAGCCGGACUCGGAAACUCCGCGGUUCUCAGAGGCGCUGUCGAAGUACUCUCAAAGUCCCAUCACCAGCUUCCAGAUGACGAGCGACCUCCUGGUCCGGCAGACCUUCUCACUGGAAAGCUCACGACUCGAUCCUGGCUUUGUCAGGAGCGUUCUGAGGCUCCUAGCAACGAACAUGCCAGACAGCGAAUUCGUUGGCGAGUACCUCCUGGCCUUUGAAAGCAAGCACUUCCCCUCAGACGUGGCCAAGUCCGCAAAACGCCUGCUCAAAGCCAACCCCACAAGCGUCCGACUCUACAACAUGUACGGGCUGGUGGAGAACCACCUAGGCAACACUGCCAAAGCCGAGCAAGUCUUCGCCGCCGCACUCGACAUCAAAAGUAGCCCAGCAGACCGUCUACGGCUUCUGAGCAGCUAUGUCUGGCAAGCGUUGCGCAUGGGCAACAACGCCGAGGCACUACGUCGACUGCUUCUUUGCAGCGACCCGCCACCGGCAGCCAAACCCCAACCUGAAUCAGCUUCAAUCGAGUCGGCACGCUCUGCGCUACAGAUGUCACUCGAAACAGCGCUUCUCAACCACGACCUCCCCCGCGCCAUCCUAAGCACCGCCCUCCUCAGUCUCCUGGCCUACCUCACCGCACCCCUCAACACCUCCAGCGCGCUCCAAGUCCACACCAACCUUACGGCCUGGCUAACCUCGCACCGCCUCGGCACCUCCCCGCACGCAGAACAGCACGCCCAGACCCUCACGCACCUCCUCGCCCACCACGCCACGCACACCCCCGUCGUCAAGCCCAGCCUAAUCCGCGACGCGCUCGCCCCCCUCCUCGCCGCCUUCCCAUCAAACACAAUCCUCCUCUCCACCUACGCUGCAAACGAAUCCCGCUUCGCCAUCGACGACCGCGUGCGCGGCACCAUGCAUCGCGCGCUGAACCUGACCCGCGCAUCGAGCGCGGCGACGUGGGCGUUUGCGCUCCGCCACGAGGCGCUCAAGGGCGCCGUCGCAGGCUCGACGAGCCACUCGGUGCGCAGUCUGUUCCAGCGCGCUACGCGUCUCGACGCUGCUGGCGCGCACUGCGCCGCGCUGUGGGACAUGUACGUGGCCUUUGAGAUGGCGCUGCUGCGGCGCGAGACCGAGGCUCAGAGCCGGAUGGCGAGGAGUGCGCGUCGAGACGCCGCGAGCGCGAGCGAGGCGCGGGUCCGCGCGCAGGCCGACCGGGUGCGGCAGGUGGCGUAUGCGGGCCUGGCGGUGCUGCCGUGGAGCAAGGAGUUUGUUGUGCGCGCGUUUUUUGCCGAUACGGCGGCGCUGUUCGGCGCAGAUGAGGCCGCUCGUUUGCAUGGCGUCAUGGCUGAGAAGGAGCUCCGGCUGUACGUUGAGCUGGACGAGUCGUGGUCGUGA
This is a messenger RNA of Didymella exigua CBS 183.55, 3114 nucleotides long. RefSeq names its product DUF1740-domain-containing protein. Gene Ontology annotation, molecular function: protein binding. The transcript has a single exon. Gene Ontology annotation, cellular component: catalytic step 2 spliceosome. The record is from RefSeq and is a predicted model, not a curated record. Bases 1 to 3114 code for a protein of 1037 amino acids. NCBI's taxonomy places the organism in Eukaryota, Fungi, Ascomycota, Dothideomycetes, Pleosporales, Didymellaceae. Gene Ontology annotation, biological process: regulatory ncRNA-mediated post-transcriptional gene silencing; negative regulation of RNA catabolic process.